This is a messenger RNA of Lampris incognitus (smalleye Pacific opah), 2201 nucleotides long. It is a transcript of the gene nelfb, whose product is annotated as negative elongation factor complex member B. Gene Ontology annotation, biological process: negative regulation of transcription elongation by RNA polymerase II. Lineage: Eukaryota; Metazoa; Chordata; Actinopteri; Lampriformes; Lampridae. Gene Ontology annotation, cellular component: nucleus; NELF complex. Bases 49 to 1800 code for a protein of 583 amino acids. The transcript is spliced from 13 exons. The record is from RefSeq and is a predicted model, not a curated record.
GUUUUUGCGUCUUUUUACGCGACUUUCAUGCCAUAGUCUGUAAUAAAGAUGUUUGCCGGGCUGCCUGAAUUGGGAAUUUCCAACGGCGAGGAUCUCAAAGAGACUCUGACGAACUGCACGGAGCCCCUGAAAGCCAUCGACCAGUUCCAGACUGAAAAUGGCAUUCUGUUGCCAACCCUGCAGUCUGCUCUACCUUUUCUGGACCUCCACGGAACCCCCCGGCUGGAGUUUCACCAAUCCGUCUUUGAUGAGCUACGAGAGAAGUUGAUGGAGCGAGUUGCUAUAAUUGCAGAGGGCAAGGAUGACGACAGAUAUGGAAAGCUUGAAGAGCUGCUGGAGAAGAGCUUUCCACUGGUUAAGAUGCCGUCCAUUCAGCCAGUGGUAAUGCAGGUGCUCAAGCAUCUGCCAAAGGUGCCAGAGAAGAAGCUGAAGAUGGUAAUGGCUGACAAGGAGCUGUAUAAGGUCUGUGCUGUUGAGGUAAAACGGCAGAUCUGGCAAGAUAACCAGGCUCUGUUUGGGGAUGAAGUCUCUCCCCUGCUCAAGCAGUAUAUAGUGGAGAAGGAAGCGGCUCUUUUCAGCAGUGACCUCUCCAUUCUUCAUAACUUCUUCAGCCCUUCUCCCAAAACGAGACGCCAAGGAGAGGUGGUCCUAAAGCUAACCCAGAUGAUAGGGAAAAAUGUAAAACUGUAUGACAUGGUGCUGCAAUUUUUACGGACGCUCUUCCUGCGUACCCGUAACGUCCACUACUGCACGCUGAGAGCAGAGCUGCUCAUGUCCCUCCAUGACCUGGACAUCAGCGAGAUCUGCUCUGUAGACCCCUGUCAUAAGUUCACUUGGUGCUUGGAUGCCUGCAUCCGUGAGAAGUUUGUGGAUGCCAAACGAGCCAGGGAGCUGCAGGGGUUUCUCGAUGGGGUGAAGAAAGGACAAGAGCAAGUGCUUGGAGACCUAUCCAUGAUCCUGUGUGACCCUUUUGCUUGUAAUACCCUGGUCCUGAGUACGGUUAGAAACCUGCAAGAGCUGCUCAGUCAGGAUACGUUACCCAGGGAGAGUCCAGACUUGAUGUUGCUCCUGAGAAUGUUGUCUUUGGGACAAGGGGCUUGGGAUAUGAUAGACAGCCAAGUCUUUAAAGAGCCUCGCUUGGAUUUAGAAGUGGUGACUCGUUUCCUUCCUGCCAUGAUGUCAGUCGUGGUGGAUGACUACACCUUCACUGUGGAGCAAAAGUUGCCCAGUGAGGAGAAGAGCUCUCUCUCCUACCCUACCGCCCUACCCGAUGCCUUUUGCAGGUACCUGCAAGAGAACAGGGUGGCCUGUGAGAUGGGCCUCUACUACAUCCUCCACAUUGCUAAACAGAGGAACAAGAAUGCUUUACAAAGGCUGCUGCCUGCACUGGUGGAAACCCACAAUGACAUGGCCUUCGGGGACAUCUUCCUACACCUACUGACUGGACACCUUACCUUGCUCUCUGAUGAAUUUGGGUCAGAGGAGUUCUGCUCUGUUGUCUUUGAUGGCUUCCUCCUCACUUCCUUCGCCAGUAAAGAGAACGUCCACAGACACACUCUGCGUAUGUUACUGCACCUUCACCACAAGGUGCUGCCGUCAUACAUGGAGACCUUGAUGAAAACUCUGGAACCUCCGAAACAGAGCAGUGACCCGGUGAAGGAGCUGUACAGCCAGCUGACCGAGAAGCUUGAGGCGCAGAAGAAGAGCCCACCGCAGCCAGAUGAAGCGCCGACCCUGGACCUUGGGCUCCACCCGGUGACGGUCCCCACCACGGCCUCCACCCCCACCACACCUCUCUGAGAGAGGUGGCGGGCUGGACUGGGGCGAGGACAAGCUUGGAGGUGAAGCCCAUCAGGGACUCAGACUCUACAUGGAGCUACACAUUUGGCUCUCACGGCGUUUUUUUUUUUUUUUUUUUUUUUUAAUUCAACACAGAAUCUUCUAGUUUUUCAUUUCUUGUGUGGUUUCUUGUCAGGGGUGAGUUUGUGUAGGUGUGUUUCCUCGGGGUCUCCCAGCUGUUGACGGUGUACCCCGGUGGCCGACCAUCAAGUCCCCUGAAAGGGAGUCGUGACUUUUUUAUAUCUUGUCUCGCGUUGUUGUCUAGAUCUAUUUUCAUAUGUCACUGUGGUAGCUUGAAUUUGUGCGUCUUCGGUCAUAUUUGAAAUGUGUCCGAGGUGUAAAAGACCUGUAAAUAAAUGAUU